GGGGCCAGGAGAGUGCUGGAAUUGUGACAAGUGAUGGAGAGUCAUCCCAGGCAUUCAAAGUGCACAAGGGAAUGGGUCUUAUAAAUCAUGUCUUCAACGCAGACAGCCUGAAGAAGCUGUACGUUUCUAACCUCGGGAUUGGGCACACGAGGUACUCCACCUCGGGAAUUUCUGAGCUGCAGAACUGCCAGCCUUUUGUUGUAGAGACUCUUCAUGGGAAGAUCGCUGUGGCGCACAACGGGGAGCUCACAAACGCUGUACGGCUCAGGAGGAAGCUUAUGCGGCACGGUGUAGGACUGUCCACCAGUUCUGACAGUGAACUGAUCACCCAGCUGCUGGCUUUCACCCCUCCUCUAGAAAAUGACGAUACAGCCGACUGGGUGGCAAGAAUAAAAAAUUUAAUGAAUGAAACUCCAACUUCAUAUUCAUUGCUUAUUAUGCAUAAAGACAUAAUCUAUGCAGUACGUGAUCCGUAUGGGAAUCGCCCACUCUGCAUUGGUCGCCUUAUUCCAGUAGGGGACAUGAAUGGAAAAGGAAAAGAUAACAGUGAAACAGAAGGAUGGGUCGUCUCCUCUGAGUCUUGUAGCUUUUUGUCUAUCGGUGCAGAGUACUAUCGUGAAGUCCUUCCUGGAGAGAUUGUGAAAAUAUCCAGAUAUGAUGUUCAGACACUGGAUGUUGUACCAAGACCUGAAGGAGAUCCCUCAGCGUUCUGCAUCUUUGAAUAUGUUUAUUUUGCAAGACCAGACAGUAUUUUUGAAGGUCAGAUGGUGUAUUCGGUCAGGAGAAGAUGUGGGCAGCAGCUUGCCAUCGAAGCACCAGUGGAAGCAGACCUGGUCAGCACUGUUCCAGAGUCUGCAACCCCAGCGGCUCUUGGUUAUGCUCAAAAGUGUGGACUACCGUAUGUUGAAGUACUCUGUAAAAAUCGAUAUGUAGGAAGAACAUUUAUCCAGCCAAAUAUGAGGUUACGGCAGCUUGGUGUUGCAAAGAAGUUUGGUGUUCUGUCUGAUAAUUUUAAAGGCAAGCGAGUCGUUAUCAUUGAUGAUUCAAUUGUGAGGGGCAAUACCAUUUCACCCAUCAUAAAACUGCUGAGAGAAUCAGGAGCCAAAGAGGUGCACAUCCGUGUGGCUUCACCUCCCAUAAGAUUUCCUUGUUACAUGGGAAUAAACAUUCCAACUAAAGAAGAACUCAUUGCCAACAGACCCGAAUUUCAUGAUCUUGCAAACUAUAUAGGAGCAGACAGCGUUGUGUAUCUCUCUGUGGAAGGGCUGGUGUCGUCCGUGCAAGAAAGCAUCAAAGCCAGACAAGAGAACGAGAACAACUUUAAAAGCCAGAAAUCGCGCCUUGGGAAGAUCGGUCACUGCACGGCCUGUCUCACGGGGGAGUACCCCGUGGAGCUGGAGUGGUGAACGUUCCGUGGAUGGACCUCAGUUCAUCUGGUGUUGAAUGUACCUUUUUCAAAGAUGCCAAUAGCCUUCUUACAGUUAAAUAAUGCAGAAAGCUUAUUACAGCCAACUAAUUACUGUUACUAAAAUACAUCUUUACAGUAAAGACUUGCAGAAAGUCCUACGUGCUGAUGAAAAACAAUGUAAGCAGAUUAAAAUACAAAAUCGUAUCGUUUUGAUGCACAGUUGUGCCUUCUAUUUUCACAGAAAACAUUAUAAAAACCAAAGUGUUUUUUUUUAAUUCUGUAGCAGUCCCUGAGGUUUUUGGUUUGGACUUGCCCCAAAAGAUACCCCUGUUAGACUUGUUCACAAAUCACGAAUCGCAAAAUGCGGUGUAAUUUCAAAUUAUCAAAGUCUUAAUGCAAAAGUAUGUGAAGUUUGCUUUUCUCCUUAGGAAAAAUACCAGAUUCUGAAAAAUCAGAUUGCUUCCUCAGCAGUUCUUGCUUAGGCUUUUUAAGAAUAGAAGUACCUAACUUUUACAGAUAUAUAUAUAUAUAUAGCUACACAGUUUUUAUUAAUCAAGGCCUUUGUAACGGAUUGUAUGAACGUAAUGUCUAGCAUACAGUUUUAAAAAAUGAAGACUCAGGGAAAUGCUCAGCCAAAAGCUCUCUAGUUUUUUAACUUUAAAUUCUUUUUUUGGACGUCCAGUGGUGUUAGGUUAUCUGUGUGUGCUUUUAUCAGUUGCCAACAGGAUGUGGAAAGAGAAAAACAAUACUUGGCACUGCCAUUUUUUUUCUGUCUUAUAGUUUGUUUUCUCUAGGAUAAUUCCUGACAAUUUCUGAAUUCUGAGCUAACGCUCAGUGUGCUUUUCAUAUCCCAACACCUGAAGUAAACUGAAAAAUAAAGUCACUUUUCAUUUUUAACAGUAAAAACAAUAUAUCAACUUAAGAUUAUGAGUUAUUUUGGGCAUAGUCUUAUUUUGCUACAUUACUGCUGUUACAAUAAAUGUCAUGUUAAAAAAAAAGAGCUCUGAAGAACCACUAGAUAUUGAAUGCACUGUAGUUUUUAAUUGGUUGCAAUUACACCAUGUGUACUAAUAAACAUGAAGAUCAUCUGGACAACGAACCACUAGCUGAAAAUGGAAAGCACCUUUUGAAAACUAUUGCAAAUUUACGCACAAUUGUAAAAAUAUUUUGUAUGCCUCAGCUUUUUCACUGAAUACCAGCAACUUAAUUUUAGAUUUUCUAUUUAAUAUUGUGUAUUUUGGCCUUAUAAUUGUUUGUGAUACUGUUAAAAGAAAAAAAAGCAGCAAAGUUUAAGAGCUUCUUCUUUCCUCAUCAUCUUCCACAUACUUGCGAAUUACAGCACUGGUGAUGAAAUUCAAAAGUGAGCUUUCUUAAUGUGGGUUUUGUAGCAAUUGUGCCUGAUAGACAAUCACAGAACAGAAGUCCCAAUUCAAGAAAGCACAUAAAUACAUUUAAUGAAGUCAAGACUGCUCCUUGUGCAGUGGAAUCAGAACCUACUUGCAGUCAAGCCUAUGGGAGAAUCUAGACUUUCAUGAGCAUUGGGCUCUUACGGUGUGUUCUUCACCAAAGCCCUGAUCUGCAUAUUGGGAGAUGUCUGUGGAUCUGUUUUGUCCAAUUAGGAAGUUUAUUUGGUUUUUAACAGAACCAUAACAGUUCAUCUGGACAGUAAAUUAAGCAAAAAGAGAAGAGGGUCCAGAUUAACCAGGGAGGGGUGUGAGAAAACAGAAACACUGUCAGUAACGUUUUUGACCCUUCUUGUUUCCUACUCUCAAAAAAGGAAUCCUUUUUAAAAGAAGGAAUAAGUCGAGCUCUUAGGUUAUAGUUACGUGUGAGGAGUCCUUUCUACUUGAGAUAAAAACUUAGGUGCACAGUUUUAACAAGGUUGCAAGCAGAAGUCUAUCGAUUUAUCUGAAAUUGUCUAUAGAACAGACUGUAAGCGAAACCUGUGCAAAUACUCUUUUAACCUGCUUUCAACAGAACCGCUGUUUUUGAAGUCUGGUAAUAAUUGCCUAAAUAUGAUGUGAGCAUUAGGUGGCAUCAUUCUGAUUUCAAUAAAAUUGAGUUCCUCAUGCCUUUUUUCCUUCCAUGUUAUGCACAUGAAAUUACGCUGUCUGCUACCGUAAACCCUGUGAUUUUUAGACACACUACACGCCUCAGCUUUAAGUUAAAGGGGAGAUGAUACUUUUCAAGUGUCUCUUUAUUCUCCAACGGCUGGAUUAACGCUUCAGGUUACCAGGCCUUUUUUUUAAUCACAUACAGCGCACAUACACGUAUCAUGAGUAUGUAGAGGCAAAGAACUCUCUUUUUAGGUGUCACUAUUUGUGUAAUUUUAACGUUUUACUGUGAAACUGUUUCUGCUGUACUACCGAUUUGCAACCGUGCCAAAUGACCAUUUACAGGAUGCGAUGGGGCAGUAGAAAGCUCAUGUCUAACUUCUCCCACGCGCAGUAUUAAAAAUGGCUCAGAACCUG
Messenger RNA from Calidris pugnax (ruff), 3879 nucleotides. RefSeq names its product phosphoribosyl pyrophosphate amidotransferase (gene PPAT). The coding region runs from base 72 to 1406 and encodes 444 amino acids. The record is from RefSeq and is a predicted model, not a curated record. Lineage: Eukaryota; Metazoa; Chordata; Aves; Charadriiformes; Scolopacidae. The transcript is spliced from 10 exons. Gene Ontology annotation, biological process: purine nucleotide biosynthetic process; purine nucleobase biosynthetic process. Gene Ontology annotation, molecular function: amidophosphoribosyltransferase activity.